Molecule: messenger RNA, 2667 nt
Organism: Guillardia theta CCMP2712
Lineage: Eukaryota; Cryptophyceae; Pyrenomonadales; Geminigeraceae
Exons: 22
Coding region: 1-2235 (744 amino acids)
Biological process (GO): chloride transmembrane transport
Molecular function (GO): chloride channel activity
Source: RefSeq, a predicted model, not a curated record
AUGGCAGAGAACGAGAUGGAGGUCGCACAAACCCCAGAGCUUGAUACCAGCAAUGAAGUUGCAGCUGAUGCAAACGAAGGAGAUCACGGCGGGAGGAGGAGGAGGAGGCAAGCGGCAUCAGAUGCUCUGCCGCCCGUGAACGAUCCUGCCGUUGAGAGCAGAAGGAGGCGCGGAGUCUUGAAAGCAAACAAGGUUUUGCCAGAGGAAGAGGGGGCAGACAAGUCGAGGAGAAAGAGGAAAGUGAAGCUUGAAAGCAAGCAGACGCCUUCAGACACCAACGUUAAUCCUCCUGUUGAAGAGGGAGAGCCUCAAAAGCCGGCCAAUGGUAACGACAUUUUGAAAGGAGUUGAUGAGCAUCAGGCCGAGGAAAAAUGCCAGCAGGGAGAUCCGCCGCAAGCAUCGAACGAGUUCUGGGACUUGUGCAUGGUGAUCGAUGUUGCAGCUCAUGUCUCGACAUUCGGCGGAGAACACACAGUCCAAGAAAAAAUGGCUGAGGCCGAGAGAGAGAUCAGUGGCUUCCUCCAGCUGCUACGCGAGGUCGGGGUCCAGCACACGGAGUAUGAAGUGAUCGACGAGCAUCAAGGAGUGUGCGGACCUGUGAUGAUCCUUUGCACUGCCAGUCAGAGUGAAUUCGAGGAAGAAGCAGAGAUCAUGACGCUGAGCAAGCCUCUCAUCCUCAUCCCGGAGGCUCAGGAGGUGAAGAGAGGAGGAGGAGGAGGAGGAGGAGGUGGUGGUGGUGGUGGAGAAAAGUCGGCUUACUCGCACAAGUACUUCAGUGCUUGCGAGCGGCAGUACCUCCUCGAGCACAUGAUCGAGUCCAAAAUUCGUCUGGCCCUCCACGAGAAGAUUCUUGCCCCUAAAACCGUCAUCGACUUCUUCCCGCUGCAUGAAGACGACGGGGAGAACAAGAACUAUCGUGACUUGUCGUGGCUGCGUCAGAACUGGGCGAUUCCCCUGCGAACCCAACGCUUGCUCGCUCCUCUCAAGAUCUUGUCAAAUCCGCACAUCGGCAUGGAAGAGCCGAUCGAGGAGGUUCGAGACUAUUUCGGCGAUCAGAUCGCCAUGUACUUUGCCUUCCUCAGUUUCUACACGCGAUGGCUUAGCUAUCCUGCCAUCGUGGGCCUUGCAUUCCAGAUCUGGAUCUCAGUAUCGGGAACAGACAACUGGGCGCUUGUUGCCUACUGCGUGUUCAUCACGUUCUGGGGAUGUCUCAUGAUUAAGUACUGGGAGCGAAAGCAGAGCUCCUAUGCCUACUACUGGUCAACGAGUGACCUCGCCAACAGACCAAAGGUCCGGCGAGAAUUCUUUGCGGCAAUCGACAAGCUGCAAGGGCCCUCCGAAGAGAAUCAAAUCUUCUCCUCCAACCUCUCCCCACUCGAGGCGAGGGAGACUAGAGUUCUUCGGAGGAAUAAGAAGACAGGACAGAUGGAGUACAAGUAUCCCAAGUGUCUGCGCCUGCAAGUGUACUUCCUUUCCUUCGGCUUUUCAAUGACGCUGCUGGGUUGUGUGUGUAUCUUCUUCAUCUACUUCUACCUCAUCAACGUCAUUGCAAGCUACUGGGAUUGUCAGAAAGGAGCUAUCAUCGGCGCCAUCGUUCAUUCAUCUUUGAUCAUCAUCACAAGCACCAUCUAUCGUAAAGUUGCCAUCAUCAUCAACGACUGGGAAGUUCACCGCACCGACAUCAAGUACGAGAACAGUCUGAUCCUGAAGAUCUUCCUGUUUGAGUUCUGCAACAACUUCCUCUCUAUGAUAUGGAUUGCUUUCUUCUCCCUCUACUUCUGUCAAGACAUCCCGGCCAUGCAGCAAACCCUCACAGGCAUUAGCCCCGAAAACCAGUGCAUCGACACUUCCACCAUCAAGACAUGCGGGAAUGAGACGCGCAAGUCUCUUUUCAAUCAGCUUCAGAUCAAGCUCGGAACUCUCUUUAUCACCAGAAUGAUCGUCGGCAACAUUAGCGAGCGAGGCAAACGAAAGGAGGAGGAGGAGGCAGGCGCCAACCUUGAGGUUCGAGUGGACGCGCCUGGAAACAAUGAGCCGCUCACCAAGUCUCGAGCAUGGUGGAGGAAGAAGAGUCUUGAAGAGAUGAAUUUGGGUCUGUAUGGUGAUGGAGGUGACGCUUGCACGGUAGACGAUUAUUUGGAGAUUGUUAUCCACGUCGGCCGCUGGCUCAGAGGGUCUCCUCCAUACCCACCACAUGGAUGCACGUGCUCAAGGCCACAGCCCUCGCGAGUGUGAUCACCAACAUUGUCGUAGUGUUUGAGACUGCUUCGAGUGUGCUGGGAGCCUUCAAUCUCUCGGUGAACUCGGAGAGCAAGUGGAUAGUCGCGUUUGUCUUCGAGCAUAUCAUCGUCUUCGUCAUUAUCAUCAUAUUCGGCUCCAUCCCGGGCGAGAGCAAAGGCAUCACCAAGCUCAAGGCUCUCUCCAACAACAUCAAAGAUUUUGUCCUCACUCAGAUGGGACGGGAGACAAGAAUGCAGCACACCUCCAUGACCCCCAACGCGAUCGCGAAGAUGAGGUUGCAACUUAUCACAAGAACCUCUGGCUAGGAGUGGCCGAAACCUGCUGAAGUUUGUUGAAUGUUUAAAAAGUCAGUCUGAAAUUUCUCUUAAAGUAUGAAUAGUUUGUUUCAAAGUGUGAAUGAUUCGUUUUAAAAUGCUGAAUAACCCC